Pseudogymnoascus verrucosus is the source of this 653-nucleotide messenger RNA. It is a transcript of the gene ATP7, whose product is annotated as ATP synthase d subunit. Gene Ontology annotation, biological process: proton motive force-driven ATP synthesis. The transcript is spliced from 4 exons. Gene Ontology annotation, molecular function: proton transmembrane transporter activity. NCBI's taxonomy places the organism in Eukaryota, Fungi, Ascomycota, Leotiomycetes, Thelebolales, Thelebolaceae. The record is from RefSeq and is a predicted model, not a curated record. Bases 46 to 570 code for a protein of 174 amino acids.
CCACGAUCAUCAACUCCCCCAUCGUUCAAUCGCGUCACCUUCACAAUGUCAGCCGGACGUAGCGCAGCUCUCAAGCUUGACUGGCAAGCAGUCACCACGAGCCUUGGGCUCCGCGGCCAGACCGUCGCCUCCCUCCACGCCUUCAAGAAGCGCAACGAGGAUGCCCGCCGCAAGCUCCAGCAGCUUUCCGAGGCCCCAUCCACUGUCGACUUCAGCCACUACCGCGCGACUCUCAAGAACCAGGCCGUCGUUGACUCCAUAGAGAACCACUUCAAGUCGUUCAAGCCAGCCACCUACGACGUUUCCCGCCAGGUCAAGGCCAUCGAGACCUUCGAGACCCAGGCCAUCAAGAACGCUGAGGAGACCAAGAGCAGAGUCGACCUCGAGCUCAAGGAUUUGGAGAAGACCCUCAAGAACAUCCAGGACGCCCGCCCAUUCGAGGACCUCACUGUAGACGAGGUUGCCGCCGCCCGCCCAGAUAUCGACGAGAGAACCACCCAGCUCGUCUCCAAGGGACGCUGGGGCGUUCCAGGCUACAAGGAGAAAUUCGGCGACUUGUCUGUACUUUAAAUGUUAUAGAGUUGCCAUUUUCUACUUCCACUGUACUAUUGUAGAUAGGAGAGCCGUUAGACAAUCAAUUAGAUUGAAACCGA